Patiria miniata (bat star) is the source of this 1024-nucleotide messenger RNA. Its product is annotated as protein lifeguard 4-like. Bases 47 to 766 code for a protein of 239 amino acids. Lineage: Eukaryota; Metazoa; Echinodermata; Asteroidea; Valvatida; Asterinidae. Gene Ontology annotation, biological process: negative regulation of apoptotic process. Gene Ontology annotation, cellular component: membrane. The record is from RefSeq and is a predicted model, not a curated record. The transcript has 5 exons.
CAGUAACUUCAGUCUGUGAGUACUUGAAAUACCGUUUUUUGCCAGGAUGACGUCCAAGACCAAGUCACAUGAUAUUGAGAGCAUCGUUGACGACUUCCGUUAUGGGACCAAUGUGGCUACAGCUCACCUCUCCAUUCGUUUAGGUUUCCUACGGAAGGUGUUUGGGAUUCUCAGCACACAGCUCUUGGUGACAACUGUAGUAUCUGCCAUCUUCAUGUACACAGAUGGAGUCAAGGCCUACGUUCAGAAAAGUCAAGGGAUGCUUGUCACGGCUUACGUGUCUUCCAUAUUCCUCCUCCUGGCGUUAUUCGUCAAACGCAGAGAUUCACCAAUCAACAUGAUCCUUCUUGGACUAUUUACUUUUGUGGAAGCCUACAGCGUUGGAACCAUCGUGACCUUCUACAACAAAGCCGUGGUGUUGCAGGCAUUCACCCUGACCAUGGUGGUGACACUCAGCCUGACUGCUUACACCAUGCAGAGCAAGAAAGACUUCAGCUCAUGGGGUGCAGGGUUGUACUCGGCCCUCCUGAUCCUCAUCCUCAGCGGCCUCCUCCACAUCUUCCUGCCUCACAGCGAUGCGGUGGAGUUCCUCCUGGCCGUCUUUGGAGCCAUCCUCUUCUGCGCCUUCAUCGUCUUCGACGUCCACAUGAUGAUGCACAAGCUGUCGCCGGAGGAGUACAUCUUGGCCUCCAUCAACCUGUACCUGGACAUCUUGAACCUGUUCCUGCACAUACUGCGCAUUCUUGGAGAGGCACAGAAGAAGUAGAUGGAAAUCUUCAAGCUAAUGCCCGUUCCCAUGACUGAAUUUGUGUUAUCUUGUUGAUACUGCCCCUACCUCAGUAGCAGCUUCACAGCACUGGUCAGGGACUGGGUGCAUAUCUGUUCCCGCAGGUGAACAAAACCCAAAUUAGUCUUAGUCCCUAAUCACAUUAAUAAUCAAGUCAGUUAAUACCAUAGAGCUAUAUUAAGUUACUAGAGCGCUAACUCCUCAUUCUUGCGCGCAGAGACGCUUUGAAGCCGCUCU